Messenger RNA from Humulus lupulus (European hop), 1410 nucleotides. RefSeq lists its product as uncharacterized. The record is from RefSeq and is a predicted model, not a curated record. The transcript has 2 exons. Lineage: Eukaryota; Viridiplantae; Streptophyta; Magnoliopsida; Rosales; Cannabaceae. Bases 350 to 1012 code for a protein of 220 amino acids.
GAUGGCUUCCCCCAAUGUUUUCGAUCUAUACCAGACUCAGGAGGAGGAGGAAGUUCCCCUGGUCUGCCGGAAGAAAUUAGCUAGGAGACAUGACAGCGAAUCACCCUCGGCCAAGAAGGGUCGAGCAGCUGAUCCUCCUAAGGAUGGGCCCUCUGGCCAAGUUUCUGCUCAAACACCUGCCUCUGUUGAGAAGGAGGCAGCACCUGCCACCACCAACCCUCCGCCUGCGGCUCAAAAAGAACAGGCCCAACAAACCGAACUUCCUGGGUCCCGACUCUCGAGCCGUUCCCUGUGAUCAGCUAAAGAUCGCCUUGCUCACAUCCUGAAGCAUGGUCGUUGCAGGGAAGCAAUGGCUGAAGCUGAGAGCAUGGGGGUCGAUCAGAUCCUCAAUAGGGCUCUUAACGAAGUGGCCAGUGCCAUGCUGACAAUGACUGCUGCUCGUACUCGUGCUAGUGCUAGCAUCGAGCAGUCUCGGGCGAAGGUCAUCGAGGAGCUUCGGGCUGCAGAGGCUAGACAUGCUGGGGAGUUGGAGGUGGUCACCCAGCAGAAGGAUGCUCUGGUGACAGAGCUGGCUGAGAAGGAAGCUUCUCAGGAAACUCUGAGGAAGCAAAGGGAUGACUACCUAGAGUCCAGCCGAAUUCAAUGGCGUGAAUUCAAGAAACUUAGGGAGGAGCACCUCGCUAAGGACGCGACCAUUGCUGUUCUCAAAAGCCAGGUGGAACAGCUCAAGCUCACUAAUGCCAAGGACCUGGAGAGGUACAAGAACGCGACACUUCGGUGUUUCUAUGAUUUUUGGAAACACAACAGGGGUGUCGACUUCAGCUACCUCCCAGAUGACGCCAGGAAUGCCGAGUUAGCCCGCUGUACUGCUCGGUUGGCUGCCGAAGAGAGAGCUAGAGUUCUUGCUUCCCUGAGCAUUCAGCCAGCUGCCGGAGUGGAGGGAGGAGAAGCCACCGGGGACGUAGUCGACCAGAGUGCUGAACAAGAUCCUCCUGCUCCUAAUGCUCCUUGAAGUUUUUAUUCUUUUAAUUUUCUUUAAUUACACGACCCACAGGUCGGGAUGUAAAGACUAAAUUUUAUUUUUAAUUUUGCUGCAUGGGCAGCAUAGUUUCCUUUUACUUUGAACAAUUACAUCCAAGCAGUACUGCUUGCGGUGUAAAAAAAUUCCUUUUGAUAUUAUAAUAUUUCUUGCUUAUUAUAACAUCUGUUCGCAUAACCGAACUCAACAUAGUACUUUGGCUUGAUUUAACAAAAUAUAAAAUUUGAAAAAUACUCUAAGUACCGUAGCAUGCUUUCACUUAUUUUGUUCAUGUGUUUACAUACCUCUUGGUAUGCUUUGCUAUCGAUGUACCUUAUAUGCCCCCCAAGUGACUGAGGAGCUUUAGGUCCUUGGUCACUUGCCUUGACCAC